Messenger RNA from Dimorphilus gyrociliatus, 730 nucleotides. NCBI's taxonomy places the organism in Eukaryota, Metazoa, Annelida, Polychaeta, Dinophilidae. The record is from the annotation of a GenBank genome assembly.
AACAAUACAAGAGAAACCGUUUCAGGAUGAGUGGGCUAUUCUUAUCUACUUUCCAUUUGAUUCUUCUUCUACAAGUCUACGGUGAUGAGGAUAGACUCUUCAAUGAUUUAUUAAAAAGCUAUAACAAAUUCGUAAAGCCUACUGGACUUGUUAGUGCUUCUAUUGGAUUAUCUAUAAAUGAUAUUAUAGAGUUUGAGGAUGACAUCAUUACUUUUAAUGUUUGGGAAGAAAGAGUAUGGAAUGAUAGUAGACUAUCGUGGUCACCGGAAGAAUAUAAUAUAGACACUAUAAAUAUUCCUCUUAAAGAGAUUUGGAGUCCUGAUAUUACCAUAUACAAUAAGGCACGUAAAGAGAUUGAUCUUGUUGAUGCUCUAGUAAUGAUUAACAACGAUGGAAGUCUCAUGUAUGUUCCAGCAAAACUGAUAACGGUCAGAUGCACACUCGAUGGAAAAGUAUAUACUUGCAAUUUCAAAUAUGGAUCAUGGACCUAUGAUGGAUUCAAAAUGGACCUAGACAUUAAGGGUGAUAAGAAAGUAGAUUUAAGCCAUUACUCAGGCAAAUAUAAAAUUAUCGAAUCUGGUGCAUUUCGUCAUGAACAACACUAUAGUUGUUGUCCAGAACCUUACAUAGAUGUUACAUUUAAAGUAACUAUUGCAAAAAAUUAAACUAUCGAGUUUGUUAUUAUUAAUAUUGAUUAUAUUAAUAUCAGAAUAAAAUAAUAUUAUGGCAU